AUGGUAGCAUCGGUGAAGCGCACCGUAAGAAUCAAAACACACCAGGCCAUCUUGCCAGAUGUCCCGCCUCCCGUAGAGAAUUUUCCGAUGCGCAAAUGGAGCAUUGAAAUCUUUCUGCUGGACGAGCAAGGGAAUGAGACUCCAGCUACAAUUUUCGAUAAAGUUGUCUACCAUUUACAUCCAACCUUUGCCAAUCCAACCAGAACCUUCACAGAUCCCCCAUUCAAAAUCGAGGAACAAGGCUGGGGUGGUUUUGAACUACUUAUAAGCGGUCAUUUACUGGAAAAGGGCGGCGAAAGAAAGCUAACACACGAUCUGCAUUUCAUGAAAGAGGUUUACGAAGCGGACCAUGUAAUUCAAAUUCCUGUUAAUAAACCGCUUCUCAAAGCCGAGCUACUGAAGACUGGACCUGUCGACGAAGCUGCUGUGUCAGUAGCAGGAACUCCUACGGCUAGCGUUGUUGGUGGAGGGGAAAAGCGUAAAGCAGCAGUUGUAGCGGAGUCUAAGAGUAAAAAAGCUAAAACUGGCACUGGAAGCGCAGUUAAGGGCAGUGUGGAUCUAGAGAAAUUAGCUUUCGGCCUUACUAAGCUCAAUGAGGAUGAUCUUGUCGGGGUCGUGCAAAUGGUCACGGACAACAGAACCUCAGACAUGAACAUUACAAACAACAUUGAAGAGGGCGAAUUCAUCAUCGACCUUUACAGUUUGCCGGAGGGCUUGUUGAAAAGUUUGUGGGAGUACGUUAAAAAGAAUACCGAUUGA
Lachancea nothofagi CBS 11611 is the source of this 759-nucleotide messenger RNA. Lineage: Eukaryota; Fungi; Ascomycota; Saccharomycetes; Saccharomycetales; Saccharomycetaceae. The record is from the annotation of a GenBank genome assembly.